This is a messenger RNA of Silurus meridionalis, 3287 nucleotides long. It is a transcript of the gene ppp2r3c, whose product is annotated as protein phosphatase 2, regulatory subunit B'', gamma. The record is from RefSeq and is a predicted model, not a curated record. The transcript has 13 exons. Lineage: Eukaryota; Metazoa; Chordata; Actinopteri; Siluriformes; Siluridae. The coding region runs from base 115 to 1506 and encodes 463 amino acids. Gene Ontology annotation, cellular component: spindle; centrosome. Gene Ontology annotation, biological process: B cell homeostasis; microtubule cytoskeleton organization; cortical cytoskeleton organization.
GACGUCACCGGCAUCGCGCCGCGUACUGAUACGUCAUUAUUACGCGACCAAGGCGGAAACGUAAACAACAGCCGGUUAAACCUUCAAGACGGGAAAGUAAACGUUAGGUUUAUUAUGGAAAACUCGAAAGAUGCAAAUUUGACAAGCGGCAAAAGUGAACACUGGAAAGAUAUUCUGAAAAGGAGACUUGCAUCGACCAAACGUGACCUCAUGAGUGAAGAAGAGAAGAAAGCUGAGGAGAUUGAGCUCUUCACUAAAUAUUACAGUGAAUGGAAGGGAGGAGGGAAUACAGAUGGGAGCUUUAAACACAUCCCACGCUUCUACUACAGACUUCCUGCAGAGGAUGAAGUGCUUCUGCAGAAACUGCGAGAGGAGUCGAGAGCCGUGUUUCUGCAGAGGAAAAGCAGAGAGCUUCUCGACAACGAAGAGUUACAGAACCUCUGGUUUCUUCUCGAUAAACAUCAAGUGCCUCCUACGAGCGGCGACGAAGCCAUGAUCAGCUACGAGAGCUUCCUGAAGGUCGGAGAGAAUGCAGGAGAAAAGUGCAAACUCUUCUUUACUGCCAGAGUGUACGCCAAGCUGCUGCAUAACGACCCAUACGGACGCAUCUCCAUUAUGCAGUUCUUUAAUUAUGUGAUGAGAAAAGUGUGGCUUCACCAGACGAGGAUCGGUCUGAGUCUGUAUGAUGUCGCGGGACAGGGCUUUCUCCGCGAGUCUGAUUUGGAGAACUACAUCCUGGAGCUCAUCCCGACUCUGCCUCAGUUGGACGGUUUGGAGAAAUCCUUUUAUUCUUUUUACGUCUGUACGGCUGUGCGCAAGUUCUUCUUCUUCCUCGACCCUCUGCGCACGGGUAAAAUAAAAAUUCAGGACAUCCUGGCUUGCAGUUUUCUGGACGAUCUGCUUGAGCUCAGAGAUGAAGAGCUGUCCAAGGAGAGUCAGGAGUCCAACUGGUUCUCCGCUCCAUCUGCACUCCGCGUUUAUGGUCAAUACCUGAACCUAGAUAAAGAUCAUAACGGGAUGCUGAGUAAAGAGGAAUUGUCUCGCUAUGGCACAGGAACCUUAACCAGUGUUUUCUUGGAUCGUGUAUAUCAGGAGUGUCUGACCUACGAUGGGGAAAUGGACUAUAAAACGUACCUGGACUUUGUCCUGGCUCUGGAGAACAGAAAGGAACCGGCAGCACUGCAGUACAUCUUCAAGCUGCUGGACAUGGAGAACAGGGGCUUCAUCAACGUCUUCACUCUCAACUACUUCUUCAGGGCCAUCCAGGAGCAGAUGAAAAUUCAUGGACAGGAGCCUGUGUCUUUUCAGGAUGUGAAGGACGAGAUCUUCGACAUGGUGAAACCCAGAGACCCGUAUAAGAUCACGCUGCAGGACCUGGUGAACAGCGGUCAGGGCGACACGGUCACCAGCAUCCUCAUCGACCUCAACGGCUUCUGGACCUACGAGAACCGAGAGGUGCUGGUCACCACCGACGAGAGCAGCUCGGUCGACUUAGACGACACGUGACCCACAGAAAACACUGCAGGAAUUAAAACCUGGACAUGAUUAGAUGCAGUCUGGGUUUGUAGGUGUUUGUUUAAUUAAAAUUAUCGUCGGUGCUGAAAUUAUUGGCACCCUUGGACAGACCGGGUAAAAAAUACUGACCUUUAGUUCAAAUACAUUUAUUUUAAAAAAUAUAAAGAAAACGAGAAAAAUAAAUUUGUAGUGUCUGUGAAAAGUGUGGAAACACCGACUGUUUUAUUUUGAGGCACAUACACGAUCCUUUUGUUUCUAUGCAACAAGCUCGGUAAUGUUACACUUGAUUCACUUUGACCAAACAAAUAUAUAAUAAUUAUUAUUAUAUUAAUAUAUAUGUCCAGAUGUUCCACUUUAUUUUCCUAAAAAUUCCUCCACUUACACACACACUGCAUCCGAACAGUUCAUUUCUAUAAACAUUCAGCUGAAACACACCUCUGGUAAAACUCACCAAAGAUGUUCUGCACUAGUUGGAGAUCUUCUCUUCUGGUAGAGACACAAAUAUCACAUUUCGAUUCAACAGAACUUUUCCCCACUCAGUCACGGUCCAAUUACUGUGUGUUUUUGUCUUUUACCAAGUUUGUUGCAUAGAAACAACAGGAACACACACACACACACACACACAUACGUGUCUAAAAAAACAGAAAUGCUGAAUGUUUCCACAUUAUCACAGUUGCGGAAUAAAUGUGGCUUUAAAAAGUACAUACAUUAAAAAUGUUUGAUGUAUAUGUUAAAAAAGACCUUGUGUAAGAAUAUUAUUAAAUGUAAGAGUUAAAAAGAAAAUGAUAAAAUAAAAGUUUCCCCGUCUGUACUAAGUGAGGGUGGAGGUAAAACUGGAUGAAUUCGUAUACAAUUUACUUUAACAGAUUUUUACAUUGAACUUUUUUUUAUUAAAGAAAGCCACAUUGUUAUAUACGUCUUUUUUUUUUUUUUUUUAAACGAGAUCAAUCAUGUUACAGAGUCGUGCAUUUAAAGAAGUGUACAUGAAUAAAUUAUACAGUUUGUUGAAGUUGUGUGUUGUGAUUAAUGUAAACACAGUGAACAUCUCAAUUUCCUCAUUUUUAUACCCGAAUAAAACACAUUUCAGAAAGGGAAAUGAUUUCAUCAGUUAUUAAUGGCCAGUAAUACAAAUAAUAAUAGUAAUAAUAUUUUAUAUCACUAGUGUUGUGAUGUAAUAAUCCUUCAACCUGCUCAUUACAUCCCAGUACUUCACUUCUGUCAUCACUUCUCUACAACGUCCACAAAAAAUGAAUAAAAAAAUAAAAUAAAACAGGUGACUCUUAUUAAACAGUAAUAAAUAAUAAAAAGUAAAGGCGUGUCAGAUUCAUUUAGUGUGUGGUUAUUUGAACUAAACCCCUAUUCUGUUUUCAUUGGUCAAACCAACCGUUUCAGUCACUCAUGAUCUGAUCUGAUUGGCCGACGUGAAACUACGGACGAAUCAGAACUCGCGCUACUGAAAACACAUUCAAAUCACAGCAACUUUGUGUAACAGCGAUGAUGUUUUACAUUUUCUCUCCACACUCAGAUUGAUCCUGUGUGUAUGAAUAUGAAAUGAAGAUUGUAUAUGUUUCCUGCACAAUGUGAUCAGGGAAAUCGAGAACGUGGGGAAAAAGGGUUGCCACGGAAACAGAAAUCUCGAAUGAGGUUUGAAUACUGUUUCUCGGGCGGGUAUGAGAGUAAACAACGAGACAUAGUUUUUUUUUAUUUGUUUAUAGUUACGUAUAGUUACAAGUGCGUUCCUGUUCUUGAGGACAUUAUAGCAGCUAUAAACA